GAAGUGGUAUCCUAGACAAAUUAAUAUGAUUGAGAAUAUAUGAGUUUAGAUAUGUAUUUAUUAUUUUUUGUCAGUAUUAUUAUUAUUUUUUUUUUUUCUUCACACUCCAUACCAGUUGGUGGCGGUAAUGCCCAAAUCGAUUGCUAACCGCCAAUAAGCCUCAAAGAAGAAGAAGACUUCGCCGGGCGGGCAAUUUGAGCGGAUUGCUGUUGUGUUACUCGUGUGGCGAUACAACUCUAUCGAUUGUAAAGUAAAUCCAACGAUAAUCGGUUAUUUCACCAGGAAAGGAGUCAGUAUGAACGAAGGGACGCUUCAAAACAUAAUGGCGGAACCUAAUAACCCUAACGGCUGGCAGAGAAGACGGUCACCGCGGUUGAGUUCUCCUCAGGCUAACGUUAAAACUGGCAACAACAUGGCGCUGGCCUCCGUCGCUGUUAAACGUUCCAUCACGGUGAGAAAAAUAGCACCCAGAAAAACAGUUGCACCGUCGGAGCACAACAAGGAGAACACACUGAGACGGUCGGGGUCGGAAAGCAGCCAAAAGAAGAAGCCGAAUGUAUCCACCCUUGAUCCUGUCCCAGACCGUAGGAGCUCCUCCACGGCCAAGAAAAAGCAGAAGGCCGCUAUUCUCUCACCGAUCCUCCCCUCCUCACCGCCGCCCCCUCCUCAUCCCCAACAGCCGGCAGUGGAUCCAGAGGACGCGGUCUGGUCCCAGAAAGUACGCCGCUCCUACAGCAGGCUCAGUGAGAAGUCCUUCAACAGCCCCGACUCCCGGGAGACCAUGUUCGGCUUUGAGAAGCUGACCCCCGAGGUGGUCCGGAGAGUCGAGCGACCCAAGACAGGUCUGGAGGUUUCUGGACCCUUGUCUGGUUUGAACUCAUUCACGUCUUUGCUUGAGGCGGAUGAUUGUGGUUCAACUUUCGCCAAACCGGACCAAAACAUCCCUGGAGUGGCCUUGGUGAAGGAGAAGAGGAGGAAGAGGAAGAAGGUCCAGCAGAUAGGCACCACAGAGCUGGACGCACUGGCUGCCCAGAUGAACGCAGAGUUUGAGGAGGCAGAGGACUUUGAGUUGAUCGUGGAGUAACGUUAAAUAAUGUGACUGACAGACUGAAGAAAUCUAUUGCAGCAUGUUUUGUCUCUGACAUGCUGGGAAAACACUGACUCUGGGAGGACAACACUCCUCUGUGUGCCUCAUACUCAAAAGAUUAACUUUUUUUGUAUAUUUCCUGCUCUAUUGUAAAUUCAGAAUUUCUUUUGGAGUUUCAUAUGUUCGGUUGUUCCUAAUGUGUUGUUUAAGUCAUCAUGUGGUCAAGAUGACCAGUAGACAAGUAAAACCUAAAGCAUGUUCGUUGUGCAUGGUUGUAUUGGUUAUUAUUGAAAACAUACAGCUUUUUUUGGAAGAGAAAAAAAACAGCAUUUUGUAAGUUUGUUUUUAAAUAGGCUUUGACUGUUUUAAUUUAAUUUGUAUUCCCAAACUGGUUGUGCACAUGAUACAUAGACAGACAGUUUAAUAUGGAUUGUAAUCACACGUGGAAGCUGUAGAUUGUAAACUUUGAGACAUUUUUUGCAGGGUAGGAUCUGAGAGAUAGAAAGGGACAAUUUUCUAUCAGGAGAAAAACUGAAUAGACUGAAUUGGGAUUUUGUAUUUCUUCAUAAUAUUUGAAUCACUGAAAAACAACAAAUGUGGGCAGCAGUUAAGAGGUCUGUAACCAGGAUACUACCCUUUAAUGAUGUUCUACAUCCACAUAUAAGUGGUAUACAAGGUCAGAAUAAGACUGUAGACAGCACCAAUGAUGUUCUUAGACUGUACACUUUAUGCUCUCUUUUCUUAAACAUAAAAGCAAAUCCAUUUUAAUUUUUGCUAAUGCUUCCCUGUAAAUGUAAAUAAAUAUUCAACCAAAUCUCCA
Molecule: messenger RNA, 1907 nt
Organism: Sander lucioperca (pikeperch)
Lineage: Eukaryota; Metazoa; Chordata; Actinopteri; Perciformes; Percidae
Gene: cdca5
Product: cell division cycle associated 5
Exons: 1
Coding region: 296-1084 (262 amino acids)
Source: RefSeq, a predicted model, not a curated record